UCUGGCCAUGAUGAAGCAACCGCAGCAAGACCAAGACGGCAUCCACGUCGACGCCGGCGACGCGCCCGGCUCCGACGCCCCUCCUCGUCCCUCGCGCCGCCGCCGCAUGAGCCCGCUGCGCAUCUUUAUCAUAGCCUUCCUCGCCGUCUGCGCACUCGUCGGCGUCAUCGCGCUCCUCAUCUGGCUCAUCUACCGCCCCAGCAACAUCCAGGUCUCCGUGGACGCCGCGACGCUGUCCCGGUUCAGCGUGAACUCGACGGCGACCCCGCCGGCGCUGUCGUUCAACCUCACCGCCGGCCUGAUCAUCACGAACCCGAACGCGCGGGUGGCCGUCUACUACGACCUGCUGCGCGCCGAGGGCAUCUACCUGGGCGAGCGCUUCGACCGGAUCGCCCUGCCCAUCUCGUUCCAGCCCGCCAACCGCGCCGACGUGGUGCGGGCCGUGCUCGCCGGGACCUCGGCCGCCGCCGGCGGUGAGCAGACGGCCAAGAGCGCCUUCUACCCUGUGGAUCUGUGGCUCGACGGUGUCGUGCGGUACAGGUACGGCAGGCUGAUGAGGACGGCGGCCAGCACGCUGUCCGUCAAGUGCCCGCUGGUGCUGCAACUCAUGGUCGCAUCGGGAACGGUCGAGUGUACUGUGAAUUUGUGAUCCGGCUCGUGAAUCUAGUUUUGCUGCCUUCUCGUCGAUGUUGGCGGGCUUGUUGCCUCUAGGAAAAACGAAUUUGGCACGAGCGCUAAGGGCGUCGCUUGGUUUCUUACUGUGUCG
Lolium perenne is the source of this 766-nucleotide messenger RNA. Its product is annotated as NDR1/HIN1-like protein 10. Gene Ontology annotation, cellular component: plasmodesma; plasma membrane. The record is from RefSeq and is a predicted model, not a curated record. NCBI's taxonomy places the organism in Eukaryota, Viridiplantae, Streptophyta, Magnoliopsida, Poales, Poaceae. Gene Ontology annotation, biological process: defense response to other organism.